Molecule: messenger RNA, 1527 nt
Organism: Psilocybe cubensis
Lineage: Eukaryota; Fungi; Basidiomycota; Agaricomycetes; Agaricales; Agrocybaceae
Exons: 5
Coding region: 1-1527 (508 amino acids)
Source: RefSeq, a predicted model, not a curated record
AUGAACUACUUACGGUCAGAAAAGACUAGCUUGCUUUGCCUUUCACCCGAGCUCGUGACGGCCAUUGCUGAGGAGAUGCAAGUUGCAGACAUAAAACAACUGCGCUUAACUUGUAGCACAAUCGCAGACUAUCUGGUCCCAUUGGUUUUUAGGACUAUCAAGCUUACCGUCUACGGUAAUAAAUGUCAGUGGGGAGUUGAGAGAAUCGAAGCUUUGGCAAGCGGUACUCACCCUGCAUGCCAUGCUUCUCGAGCGUUGAUUAUUGGGCCGCUAUGCCCCGGAAAGCCACUGGAUCGCUCAUACCUAUUCACCUUCGGAUACAAAACGCAGACCAUAUCUAAUCAUGCUUCAGAAUCAAAUGUUAACGAACCACUCGAAAUUGCAAUCGCCAGGGAGAAGGUGGCAUCCCACUUGUUUAAUGCCAUCACAUCUUGUCGGGGCGUUCGUGCUGUGAAAUGGACUCCAAAUGCUGGUGACGAGCAGAUAAUGCAUCAAAUUACGAUGAACUCUUUGAAAAACCUUCCAUCUUUACGCCGACUUCAUAUUCGCUUCCAAGACUUCGAUGUUCCUCUGGAAAUAGAUUCACUAAGGAGUCUCACGGAAUUAAUAAUAUCGAUAAAAAAGUGCUCAUCGGAGCGCCUGAACACAAUACUGGACAACGUUGCUAAAGCAGUAGGGCAGAACCCUGCCCUUGUUUCCAUUGAACUUGACGUUAGAGAACAGGAAAGCCGAGACCAGGAAGUCGUCCCUCUCCAACACUUUAAACGCUUCCUCAAAUAUUACUCGACUGCCAAUGAACCUAUGCGUCUUCGCCACCUGAAAUUGACAUCAUUCAAUCUACUCCUUGAUCAAAUUUCCAUAUCCCACCUGCGCCAUCUAACCUCACUAAAUCUCCGCAACAUAAAAUGCAAGAAUGGGGUCUGGGAGCCUUUCAUUGAAGCUGGAAUCUGUUUAACAGAAAUAUCUGUUGAUUGGGCAUCCCAGAGCUUUUGCAAUUAUCUCGCGUCGUAUACUGGAUUGAAAAAACUUUCUUUGAUGGCAUACAACUUUUCGACUGUCGAAGAUUCCGACACGAUGGCCAUUCUCUUCUAUGAAAUUGGCCUGGAUAAUCAUGCUCAGUCACUGGAGGACGUCAAAAUCGUACCAAUGAGUGAAGGACUUUGGUGUUUUGGCUCACACAACUACAAGUCAAUUGCACAGCUUACAAAUUUACGGCAUUUGGAGAUGAAUGUCUUGUCCUAUGAUGUACGCAAUAAUGGUGAAACUCAGGCCAAUGGUACCCAAAAAAUUACGGAAAAUAAUGCUGUAAAACAUAUUGUUGACCUGGCAGUUCUUUGUAUGGCAAGCAUCGAAACAAUUUGUUUGGAUUAUUCUCCUCCACCGCGAGGGACAGGACGCAUGUGUGGAACUGGAGUAUUCAGACAACAUAGGUUUGUUCUCAAGCAGCUUGUGAUGCAGGCAUUUAUCAUGGAAAGACGGCGAAAUGACAAACUCAAUGUUGGUAUACGUCGAGACAACUCCGAGUAA